AUGCCACCCAAGAGAAAGACCGAUAGCGCGCUCGGUGCGCCAUUACACGGGGCUCGAAAACCCAUCCCGAAGACUUCCGCAGUGCGCAAAGCAUCUGCUAAAGAUGGGGCGUCACUCGACGAGCGUACCGCCCAAGACUCAUUAGCCGGGCAGACCCUGAAGGAAACCCUUAAGACUGGAAGACAGUCCCGAAGACCUCAUCACCAUGCAGACAGCUUCGAUGCGGCGCUGGAACCUUUCUACUAUGAUAAAUCCCUGACCGAUCCUAUCGAUACUGCACGAGACAAAUGGAACUUGCUCCCAGCUUUCCUGAAGGUGAAAGGGCUGGUCAAACAACAUGUGGACUCAUUCAAUCACUUUGUUGACGUCGAGUUGAAAAAGAUCAUCGAUGCUGAACCGAUCAUUACGAGCGACAUUGAUCCAAGAUUCUACGUCAAAUACGAAAACAUUUACAUUGGAAAGCCCUGCAGGAAUGAUGAGAUGGACAAAUUUCAACUGAAAGAAUUCAGGGAAUCGACUGUCACCCCAAACGAGUGUCGUCUCCGCGAUCUUACAUAUGCAGCUCCAAUCUUGGUCGAUAUCCGAUAUACAAAGACCAAAGAUGCAUGGCGUCACAAGGCAGUACCAAUCGGGCGCUUGCCAGUGAUGUUGCGGAGCAACAAAUGCGUUCUCGCCAACAAGUCGGAAGCCGAGAUGUGCGCUAUGGAUGAAUGCCCCUUGGACCCUGGAGGUUAUUUCAUUGUCAACGGCACUGAGAAGGUCAUUCUAGUCCAGGAACAGCUCAGCAAGAACCGCAUCAUCGUCGAAGCCGAUACUAAGAAAGACCUGAUCACUGCCUCGGUCACUAGCUCCACCCAUGCGAGAAAGUCAAAGAGCUAUAUCGUCCUCAGGAAGGACCUCUUGUAUAUGAAACACAACAUUCUCAAGGAGGACAUACCCAUUUGUGUCCUGUUGAAGGCAAUGGGUGUUUCGUCGGAUAUGGACAUGAUGAAUAUCGUUGCUGGCCUCGAUAGGAACCUACAAGACGACUUUGCCAUCAACUUUGAAGAAACGAUCAAAACACAAAUUCACACGCAACAACAGGCUUUAGAAUACAUCGGAGCACGCCUCAAGAUUACCGCAAAGUCGACUCCCUUCGGACAAGCUCGCAGAAAUUUUGUUCAGGAAGCUGUCGAGGCCAUCAGUUCCGUCUUCAUAGCUCAUGUCCCGAUCGAGGAUCUCAACUUCAGACCAAAGGCCCUUUACGUAGCCCAUAUGGCACGUCGCGCCCUGAUGGCAAAGCGAAACCCGGGCUUAGUCGAUGAUCGAGAUUACGUCGGCAACAAGCGGCUGGAGCUGGCUGGACAAUUGCUGUCUCUUCUCUUUGAGGACUUGUUCAAAAAGUUCAAUUACGACGUCAAGCAGAAAAUCGACAAAGAAUUGAGGAAACAGAAUAAAACCGCCUUGGUAGACCCUGUCAGGAUCAUGGUUGGAGCACAAGGCAAUAUCACUCAAGGCAUGAACAGAGCAAUCGCGACGGGCAAUUGGAACUUGAAGCGAUUUCGCAUGGACAGAGCUGGAGUCACCCACUUGCUCAGUCGACUGAGCUUCAUCGCCUCCCUCGGCAUGAUGACCCGCAUAUCGAGUCAAUUCGAGAAGACACGCAAAGUCAGCGGCCCGCGGGCCCUCCAACCAUCAUCUUUCGGCAUGCUUUGUCCUGCAGAUACGCCUGAAGGUGAAGCCUGUGGUCUGGUGAAGAACCUAGCUUUGAUGACACACAUCACCACAGAUGACGAAGAGGCACCGAUCAAACGACUCAUCUUUAUGCUAGGUGCUGAAGACAUAGUCACCGUCGGCGGAUCCGAACUCUACUCUCCUGGUUCGUACCUCGUGCUGUUGAACGGCACUCCUGUAGCCGCCACUCGGCAACCCUCUCACUUUCUUUCUUCGUUUCGACGGCUCCGCAGAUCAGGACGAAUCUCCGAGUUCGUGUCCAUUUUCAUCAACCAUCACCACAACACAAUCCAAGUGGCAACAGAUGAAGGUCGGAUAUGCCGGCCCUUGAUCAUCGUUGAGGAUAAGAAGUCCAAGGUCACCAAGCGGUACUUGAAGUCCCUCAGGCAGGGUUCAAUGGACUUUGACGACUUCCUCGCCCGCGGUCUUGUUGAGUAUUUGGACGUCAACGAGGAGAAUGAUAGCAAUAUCGCCAUGUAUGAAUCUGAUAUCUCCGCAACGACUACUCACUUGGAGAUUGAACCUUUUACGAUCCUCGGAGCCGUUGCGGGGCUCAUUCCGUAUCCCCAUCACAACCAGUCGCCUCGAAACACCUAUCAGUGCGCCAUGGGAAAACAAGCUAUCGGGUUCAUUGCUAACAACCAGUUCUUGAGGAUUGAUACAUUACUUUAUCUUAUGGUCUAUCCUCAGAAACCCCUAGUGAAGACCAGAACCAUCGAACUGGUGAAAUACGACAAACUCCCAGCUGGCCAAAACGCGACAGUGGCCGUCAUGUCAUAUAGCGGGUACGAUAUCGAAGAUGCCCUCGUCCUCAACAAAGCAUCGGUUGACCGCGGCUUUGGCCGCUGCCAGGUUCUUCGAAAGUAUCCUGUCAGCAUCAAGACUUAUGCGAAUGAGACAAGCGACAUGGUCUACCCACCCACCAAGAAUAGUGACGGCACCGUAGCCAAGGGUCAUGCUCUGCUUGAUUCAGAUGGUGUCGCGUCUGUCGGCGAGAAAGUCAGUAGCGGCGAGAUCUACGUCAACAAAUAUGUCCCCAGGAACGCCAACUCUUCAGGCUUGUCAGAGAAUGGCUCCGAUAGUCCUCGCACUUUUGGAAUGGAUCCACAACCACAGAAAUAUCGUCUUCCAGACCCGAGUUAUAUUGACAAAGUCAUGGUGACCGAAGCCGAACCUGGCCAUCAAAUUAUCAAAGUGCAAACGCGGCAGACACGGGUCCCUGAAGUUGGCGACAAAUUCUCUUCCAGACACGGGCAGAAAGGUGUGGUGGGAAUUAUUGCCGAGCAAGUCGACAUGCCCUUCUCAGAUCUUGGUAUUACGCCGGACAUUAUCAUGAACCCUCACGGUUUCCCCUCUCGAAUGACAGUUGGUAAAAUGUUGGAGCUUGUGUCUGGAAAAGCUGGUAUUCUCAAAGGAAAAUUCGAGUACGGCACCGCAUUUGGUGGUAGCAAGCUCGAAGAUAUGUCAAGAGCCCUGAUUGAAGCAGGCUACAGUUACGAUGGCAAGGAUUAUCUCACCUCUGGAAUUACUGGUGAACCCCUCCCUGCUUACGUCUUUACUGGACCCAUCUACUAUCAGAAACUCAAGCAUAUGGUUCAAGACAAGAUGCAUAGUCGUUCUCGUGGCCCGCGAGCCAUUCUGACACGCCAACCUACAGAAGGACGUUCUAGAGACGGAGGUCUGCGAUUGGGAGAAAUGGAACGUGACUGCCUCAUCGCAUAUGGUGCGUCACAACUGCUUCGCGAGCGCUUAAUGUUAUCGAGCGACCAACAUCAAGUGGACGUCUGUGAGAACUGUGGCUUCAUGGCCUUUGCACGAUGGUGUCAGCGGUGCAGCAAAGCAGGCGAAUCGGGAUCGAACGUGGUCAGAAUGACUCUGCCAUACGCAUUCAAGCUCUUGCUGAACGAACUUGGGAGCAUGAAUGUCAAUACGAGAUUGAUUGUGUCCGAUGAGUUUCCUGCCGACGGCUCGAGGCGGGCAUGA
Molecule: messenger RNA, 3696 nt
Organism: Fonsecaea nubica
Lineage: Eukaryota; Fungi; Ascomycota; Eurotiomycetes; Chaetothyriales; Herpotrichiellaceae
Exons: 2
Coding region: 1-3696 (1231 amino acids)
Biological process (GO): DNA-templated transcription
Cellular component (GO): RNA polymerase III complex
Molecular function (GO): DNA binding; DNA-directed RNA polymerase activity; ribonucleoside binding
Source: RefSeq, a predicted model, not a curated record